AUGUCCACUAGCGGUGUUGUCUCACCAUUUCGGAUCUCCAGGAAAGAUGGAGAGAAGCUUGAUCGCAAUGAGGCAUUUAUAGCCGUUCGAGAGCACCUGAAGCGCCAAGAGAUGGGCAUGGAUGCCCCAAGUUUCUGCUCUCACCACCGCCAUUCUUGCUCCGAUCAAGACAAGGAGUCCUUCCGCCUGCAUCGCGAUAUCAUUCAUACCCUCUUACUUCCUUUGUUCCUGCUCCACCACCAAGCCUCCCGUGUCGCCGCUAGGGCGCUGCCCAGCCGCAAGGAAGCGGAAUCGGAACGGGCAUUUCGAGGGGAAGCACGCAGUGCUUAUGCCUGGCUUCAAUGCAUCCUCACCGAGGAGCAUGAUUGGUACCUGACCGAACGAUGCCCCGCUUGCAUCGUCCUGCACGUCUUACAUUCCGAGCCGACUAUUCGUUUCGUAGCCGUGGCUUGCCUUCUGUCCGACCACCUGCAAGGUCUGGACCUGCUCCACGGGAAAAAUCGGUUGCCCAGCUUCGACUUUUGGCUGGAGGCAUUAGAAACAGCUGUUCGCGAGGAUCCUUUCUGGGGCCAUGAUUUCUGGCCCGAUAUCGAGUACCGCGCCUGUGCUUUGACCGACGGUGUCAAGCAGCUGGUGCUGCAGUGCCUGGAACUCCGAUCUGCGUUGGAUCGACAAAGCCAACAAUCUCAGACGUACGAUUCCAGUGCUCACUUCCGUCGUGAGUCGCUGCGGCAAUCAAACCACCCAAUGAAGCCCUCGACUGCUAUAUCACGAAUGACUGGAGAAGAGCAGAAGCUCUUGUCCAAGGUCGCGGGUAGCCGUUGCAUGUCAUCAUAUUGGCAAGAUCGGCCGCAAAGAUUCCAUGCCCGCAGACACGGCGAUCCCCGCAGAAGGUCGGUGACUUCUUGA
Molecule: messenger RNA, 909 nt
Organism: Aspergillus caelatus
Lineage: Eukaryota; Fungi; Ascomycota; Eurotiomycetes; Eurotiales; Aspergillaceae
Exons: 2
Coding region: 1-909 (302 amino acids)
Source: RefSeq, a predicted model, not a curated record